UGUGAUCAAUUUUACGUGUUUCGCAGGCCUGCACGAAUUUCAGUUUCUGAAGAGUCUUCAAUCUCACUACUCAUCCAUAUGUAAUGUUGCAGUGGAUCCUAAUGAAAACAUGCUACAAACAUUCAAGGGUAGAGUGGCUACAUUGAAAUUUGAUGACAAAUCUUCUUUCCAUUGGUUCCCUGGUCCGUUGUCACAAUUCCUUGCUGAAAGCCCCUUGGCGGGAAACAAGUACAAUCUCAUCAGCGCUAUACAUUCACUUUACUACACUGGUGACAUUGAGACGACCUUCACCCAUCUAGCAUCCCUGAUGAAAGACAAGGGUAUCAUGAUCAUCGUUUGUAAAACAUAUAACCUGAUCUCAAAAACAUUCCACAAGUUACCUUGGCUGACAGAAAGCACUCAAUCAAAUCAACAACUUUCUUCAAAGAAUGUUCGAGAGUUCGCACAAAGUCAAGGAUAUGAUGUCAUCACUGUCGAAAUACCUCUACUUUGGGACAUCACCGAAGUGUUUGAUGACCAGUCAGACUUUGGGAACAAACUCGUCGACUUCUUCACCAUGGCGGCGUACUUCCGGCAGACGGCGCCGGCUGAGGUGGUCGAUGAUUUGAUGAGCUUUUGGCGUUCCAUUUCGACCGAAAAUGAAAAUGGACGUAUGGUAACUCCAGCCACUGAAGAAAUACUUCUUAUCUCCAAAUAAUUCACUGCAGUCGUCUGCCAGAGCCCUUUAGAGUAUGUUGUUUAAAAUAUAAAGUAGGGCCCAUCAUCACAACUGCCUUUUACCAUGGGCUUGAUAGAUGGAUGCGACAUAUAUAUUUCCAUGUUUUACUGGCAGUUUAGAUAAGCGAGUUUAAAGGGACUUGGUAACAUUGUUCAGAUGAGAGAUAGUGCUGCUAAGGUAGUGACUUCAAUUCUAGAUGUACAAUUAAAGAUAAUCUGAAAAAUUGAGUGAAAUCGUCACAAAGCAAUACAAUUUGUUAUAGCCUGUUUUGUGUCUUUUUUUCUUGGAAAAACGGUUGGGAAAAUUCAAAAAUGGUUGGGAGAAUUUACUGUUAAUCACUG
Strongylocentrotus purpuratus (purple sea urchin) is the source of this 1059-nucleotide messenger RNA. Its product is annotated as histamine N-methyltransferase. Bases 110 to 697 code for a protein of 195 amino acids. Lineage: Eukaryota; Metazoa; Echinodermata; Echinoidea; Camarodonta; Strongylocentrotidae. The record is from RefSeq and is a predicted model, not a curated record. The transcript has 2 exons.